AUGGCGUUAUCGACCCGCAACUUUGAUGCGUCAAUUCAGUUAUUUGGUUAUGCCCCCGGAAAGUGCGAGAUAUCCAUUGCGGGUGUGAUCCAAGAUAUGCUCAACACGGAAGCCCGCAUCAUCUUCGGAACACCACGCCCGUCGCAGACAAAGCUACUUCGGUACGAUCUCUAUACUCCCCUUAAUCCCGAGGAGCGUCAGUUGCUGCGACCAGGAGACCUGAACUUGCUAAGGAACUCGCACUUCAAUCCCAAGUGGCCAGUGAGGGUCUCCAUUCAUGGCUGGGCGGGUAAAAGUGUCUCCUGCUCGAAUGCCGCCAUCAAGGAUGCCUACUUAUCCCGGGGCAAUUUCAAUGUCAUAAUCCUGGACUGGAGUCGCCAGGCCUUGGAUAUCAGCUAUCCCCGUGUCAAGCAGCUGCCAUCGAUAGCUGCCAAUGUGGCCAAGAUGCUGCGCUUUCUGCACGACAACACUGGGGUUCCCUACGAGCAAAUCUACUUGGUGGGUCACAGUGCUGGGAGUCACAUCUCCGGACUGACUGGAAAGAUGUUGAGGCAACGAUUGGGUGCCAUUUUCGCAUUGGAUCCUGCUGGCCUCACUCAACUCAGCCUUGGACCCGAGGAUCGGCUGGAUAUCAAUGAUGCCCUGUAUGUGGAGUCACUUCACACUGAUUUAACACUUCUGGGGAAUCCGAGUACCAAGCUCAGCCACGCCUCCUUUUUCGCCAACUGGGGACUGGGACAGCCACAUUGUCCCAACGCCACGGCCACGGAGUUUGACUUUGUAUGCGACCACUUCGCGGCCAUGUUCUACUUUGCCGAGUCAGUGCGUCAGCCCAGAUCUUUUGCCGCCUUGCGCUGCAGUUCGGCGCAAUCUGUGCGCUCGGCCACCUGCAACUGCAACAGCAACAGCAACAACGGUGGGGGUAGAGGCAAAAAUGCAGUUCAGACUUGCACCGGCAACGAGUUCAUGGGAGGUGAGCCGGCUUUGCCCAAGAGGGGUAUCUUCUAUCUGAGCACACGGCCGCAGUCGCCAUACGGCUCCAAUGAUGGCCUGGUCCACAUCCGACGACCACGGCCGUCCACAGUUCGGGAGACGGCCAGACGGCGGCCAUUUGGAUAGGUGUCGAUCCAAAGCGAGCGAAGCGAAUUUGCGACAGACCAAAAAGAGAUUUUAUACACUACAUAUUUAAGCCUAGCCUUAGCCAAGAGCCAAUCCGCCCAAAGAAUGCGAAUAAAGCACAGAUUACGUUACAAUUAAAAAUUCAUGGCGUAUUCCUUUAAUAAAACUGGAGCACUCUUAUAAUUA
Messenger RNA from Drosophila suzukii, 1305 nucleotides. The record is from RefSeq and is a predicted model, not a curated record. NCBI's taxonomy places the organism in Eukaryota, Metazoa, Arthropoda, Insecta, Diptera, Drosophilidae.